Aspergillus heteromorphus CBS 117.55 is the source of this 1623-nucleotide messenger RNA. Its product is annotated as putative ferulic acid Esterase/Feruloyl esterase. Lineage: Eukaryota; Fungi; Ascomycota; Eurotiomycetes; Eurotiales; Aspergillaceae. The transcript has 4 exons. The record is from RefSeq and is a predicted model, not a curated record. The coding region runs from base 1 to 1623 and encodes 540 amino acids.
AUGGUCCUUGCCCAACUCGGGCUUCUCGGCCUUGCUUCUGCUACCUCACUCCCGUGUUCGAUCAAUGCCUUUCAGAAGAUCCUCAAUGAGAAUGGUCUCAAUGGUACCGUGACUGCUGCGAGUAGUAUUGCCACCAAUGGAACUUACGAGGUCUCUGAUGACGAGGCUUAUCCUACCUCACCCGCGGGUUUGCCUGCGCUUUGUCAGUUGGAGGCCAAUAUGACUACCGAGGCCGGCACCACCUACAACUUCGGUCUCUUCCUCCCCAAUGAAUGGAAUAACCGAUUCCUUGCCGUUGGAAACGGCGGAUACGCGGGUGGAAUCAACUGGAUUGACAUGGGAGCCGGCGCUGGAUACGGCUUUGCUGUCAUGUCAACCGAUACCGGUCACCAGGGAAGCUAUGAGUCCACCUCUUGGGCAUACCACAAUGAAGAAUCGGUCGUGGACUGGGCCUGGCGCGCUCUUCAUGAGGCCACUGUGACCUCGAAGGUCAUCAUCAAAGACUGGUAUGGCCAGAAGUCUGAGUACAACUACUACAGUGGCUGUUCAGUCGGCGGAAGACAGGGUCUUCGUGCCCUUCAGUUGUUCCCUGAGGACUAUGAUGGAGUAUCCGCUGGUGCUCCUGCCUGGUGGACUAACCACAAUCAGCUGUUCGCCCUCAAGGUCUUGCUCUGGAACUUCCCGGAAGAUGCAGAGCACACGAUCCCCGCAUCUAUGUUCGAUGUCAUUGGUGACGAAGUUCUCAAGCAGUGCGAUCCUCAGGAUGGGAUGAUCGACACUAUCAUCAGCGAUCCUCUGGGUUGCAAUUUCGACCCUUUGGCUCUUCUUUGCAAGGGAGAGAACAGCAUUGACUGUCUCAGUGGCCGUCAGAUUGAUACUCUCUAUCAAAUCUACGGCGAUUGGGUUGAUGUCAACCAGACCUUUGUCUUCCCUCACUACCUGUAUGGCACUGAGUCAUCCUGGAGCAUGGCCGUUGGCACUGGCUCCCUCUCCUCCAUCGACAAUCAGGCCGGGUAUGCCCAGGAUCUCCUCGGAUACGGCCCUGACUGGAACUACACCGAUCUCAGCUAUGCGACUGUUCAGUACGGCGACAAGGUCAACCCCGGAAACUCGACUGCCGAUGAUUUUGAUAUCACCCCCUUCAAGGCUCGUGGCGGCAAGCUCAUCCACCACCACGGCCUGGCCGAUCCCACUCUUCCCACCGGCAGCAGUAUUUACUGGCACGGCCAUGUUACUCGUGCCCUGGCUCUCAGCAACACUACUGUGGGUGACUUCUACCGCAUGUUCCUCAUUCCGGGCAUGGAGCACUGCAUGUCCACUCCGGACUCUAUGGACGCUCCCUGGUACAUCGCGGGCGCCAACCAGGCUGCCCAGCUUGGUGACAAUGUCAGCGGUGUCCCCGGAUACCGCGACGCUAAGCACGAUGUCAUUCUCGCCCUGAUGAACUGGGUUGAGAAUGGUACCGCUCCCGAGUCGAUCAUUGCCACCAAGUACAAGGACGACUCGACUCACGAUGAGGUUCUUCGCCAGAGACCUAUCUGUCCUUUCCCUCUUCAGGCUAAGCACUCUGGAAGCGGGAACCCGGAUCUCCCUGAGAACUGGUCUUGUGAGAGUGUUUACUAA